This is a messenger RNA of Cladophialophora immunda, 1668 nucleotides long. RefSeq lists its product as uncharacterized. Bases 1 to 1542 code for a protein of 513 amino acids. Gene Ontology annotation, molecular function: chromate transmembrane transporter activity. NCBI's taxonomy places the organism in Eukaryota, Fungi, Ascomycota, Eurotiomycetes, Chaetothyriales, Herpotrichiellaceae. Gene Ontology annotation, biological process: chromate transport. The record is from RefSeq and is a predicted model, not a curated record. The transcript is spliced from 6 exons.
AUGUUCUCUUCCUCCCUCAAAGCUCUGACGCGCGUGCGACGCUCCGUCGAACGUCGCAUGCUGGAUGGGUGGGUGGAUUGGCAUCAGAGAAUGCGGGAGACACUACAGAAGAACGGCCACCUCGGGUUGAUAUGUUUCGGAGGCCCGCCUGUUCAUUUUCAGAUUCUGCACAAGCGAUUCGUGGAGAAAUAUCAAUGGCUGGACGAACCGAUGUUCCAAGAGCUGUUUGCCGUCACUCAGGCGCUCUCAGGCCCUGCGAGCACCAAGAUGCUAUAUUGUAUCAACCUCAACCGCAAUGGUUUCAUAUCCGCACUUUCAGCUUUCCUACUGUGGUCACUUCCCGGCGCCAUAGGAAUGUAUGCCUUAUCGCUUGGUAUAUCCAGUGUUGGGGACACACUUCCUGCACCCGCCUAUGCACUCCUCUCUGGCCUCAACGCUGCAACCGUGGGGGUGAUUGCACUUGCCGCAGUACAGUUAUCCCAGAAUGCCAUAACAGAUCAGGUCACGAGGAUUCUGGUAUUUUUGGGAGCCACUGCGGGAAUGCUGUACAACGCACUAUGGUUUUUUCCUGUGCUAAUCUUCUUAGCCGGCCCUGUGACGAUCAUUUGGGACUUUCGAUGGCUGCAUCCGCUGAUGAAGAAGGCCUCAGGGAUUGUGCGAAGGAUGAGACAGAGGCACGAAAGCCAAGAAGUCGAACUAAAUGUCGCAGACCGGUCAACAACUGAUCACACCGAGGAGACGAACCAUGGAAAUCCGCCUCCAAGACAAGAUAUCCAAGGCCCAGACCUCCCUACAACUUCCGAUGAUGUUCAACGCGCCUCAAACGGUAGAGAAAAUCCAAGAGUCAUCCCCACGGGGAGGGAGCUGAAGGUUUCUUGGAAAUUUGGCGCCGUUCUCAUCGCGGGAUUUUUCCUGACCUUCGUCAUUGUCAUGGUGCUGCGAGGAGUGGUAAAGCAUCGACCACUGCUGUUCAGUCUCUUUUCCAACAUGUACCUUGCGGGCACCAUUAUAUUUGGCGGAGGCCCUGUUGUGAUUCCACUUCUUCGACAGUAUAUUGUAACAGAAGGAUGGGUAUCGUCCCGUGAUUUCCUCUUGGGACUGGCCAUUAUACAGACGUUCCCAGGACCGAACUUCAAUUUUGCCGUCUACUUGGGCUCACUGACCGCGAUCAAUGCAUCGAUUCCUAGCGCAGCUGGUGCCAUUCUGGGCUUCGUCGGCAUCUUCGCGCCAGGUUUGAUACUGGUGCAUGGCACCAUGGGACUGUGGAGGGCGCUUCGUACUCGUCGAUGGGUCAAAGCCGGGCUACGUGGCGUCAACGCCGCCGCUGUCGGGCUAAUCUACACUGCCAUCUACAGGCUGUGGGAAAUUGGGUACGUCGACGAAGAGUUCACGAGCGGCUCCAGCCUGGGCCGAGAUCCCUGGUGGGUGGUCGUAACGGCGACGAGUUAUGUAGGCGGAUGCUGGUUUGGACUCCCUGUCCCGUUGGCGAUACUGCUCGGGGGUGUUAUGGGCCUGAUUCGCUAUGGCGUUACAUCAGGCUAACAGUCUCACCAACUUGUACAAGUCUCGACUGUGGGUUAUUGGUGACGCGCUGCGGUAUAUCAUGGAAGAAAGUCAUUUUGGCACAGUCGGCGUCAGAUUCAGAGGGCGAGUGUGAUGCAGGUCUGG